AUGGACCGUGCUAACCUCACCACUCGCGCCACUGAAAUUGCUAACGUUGUUCACACCCUAGCAGGCGACCUGCUUUCCCAGGGAACCUCCGAGUCUUCUUUCGAGCAUGGAUUACCCGAUGUCCUGCAGACCGAUGCUCCAGAUUCAAAUGCCCUGGCCGCACGCAUGAAGCUCCUGGGCUUACUCGAUGAGUUACGUGAUCUCUUGACAGACCCAGCACUCUUGGGUAGCCCUGAAUUGCGUAACCCUUCUAUGAGUAUAUUGGCACUGGUGCGCCUGAAGAUCUUUGAGAAUUUUCCGAGUGAGGGAACCACCAUCAAAGAUCUAGCAGAGCGCGUUAAUCGCAAUGAGAAUACAGUUCGCCCAUUAAUGUCACACGCCGCCACCUAUCAUGUCUUCUUCCAAGAAAAACCUGAUUUUUUCAUCCACACAGCUGGUUCCAGGAUUCUAACGAAGAAUGAGGGCAUGCGUUCUUGGAUGCUGGUUGGACUUGGCGAGACCACGCCUGGUGCCCUUAAAAUCGCCGAAGCAGUAUCGCAAAACAAUGACUCGGAAGAACCACAACACAGCGUAAUCAUUCCAGGAUGGAAUAUACAAAAUAACACUGAUCUCCCGGUCUUCCAAGCCCUCGCCACCAUGCCUGAACGUGCGACAAUCUUUGCUAAAGCCAUGAGUUGGCACGCUCAACUACCUGGCUACUCCCCGCAGUAUCUACUAGAUCACUUCCCCUUCGGGUCUGGAGAUAUCACAGUCGUCGAUAUAGGCGGUGGUAUUGGCCAUAUCGCCCGUGCACUCGCAGAUCACUGCCCUAAAGUUCAGUGCAUUGUACAAGAUCGCCCCGAGGUCAUUCUUCAGGCAGAACAACCUUUGCCGGCUAAUCUCCAGGAUCGUAUCCGCUUCCAGCCCCAUGAUCUUUUCAAAGACCAACCGGUACAGGGGGCUGGUGUUUAUUUGUUACGGCAUGUACUGCACGACUGGUCCAAUAAAUACGCGCGGAAGAUCUUGCAGGCUUUGAUACCAGCUUUGAAGCCUGGAGCCAAGGUGGUACUAAAUGAUCGUAUCAUUCCCGGCUAUGUAGAGGCACAUUAUUUGAAAGAGCGUGAAGCACGGGACUACGAUAUGUACAUGCUUGGUUUGCAGAAUGCUCAAGAGCACACACCGGAUGAUUGGAAGACUCUUUUUAGAGUCUUUUUAGAGACACAGACUCGCGAUUCAAUGUGA
Molecule: messenger RNA, 1221 nt
Organism: Penicillium crustosum
Lineage: Eukaryota; Fungi; Ascomycota; Eurotiomycetes; Eurotiales; Aspergillaceae
Exons: 5
Coding region: 1-1221 (406 amino acids)
Molecular function (GO): O-methyltransferase activity
Source: RefSeq, a predicted model, not a curated record